Messenger RNA from Penicillium oxalicum, 912 nucleotides. It is a transcript of the gene ssuA, whose product is annotated as RNA polymerase II subunit A C-terminal domain phosphatase. The transcript has a single exon. Gene Ontology annotation, molecular function: RNA polymerase II CTD heptapeptide repeat phosphatase activity. Bases 1 to 912 code for a protein of 303 amino acids. NCBI's taxonomy places the organism in Eukaryota, Fungi, Ascomycota, Eurotiomycetes, Eurotiales, Aspergillaceae. Gene Ontology annotation, cellular component: nucleus; mRNA cleavage and polyadenylation specificity factor complex. The record is from RefSeq and is a predicted model, not a curated record. Gene Ontology annotation, biological process: termination of RNA polymerase II transcription.
AUGGCAUCCUACGACCCCCGUGUAAACACCAAAAGCACAACUCCUCAGAAUCCUCCUCCCCCUCCCCCUCCUCCUCCCGAGGCUGCACCAUCAGAGAUGCCCUCGUCCGUCGACGACCCCGUGGAUGUGACCGAUGCGGUCACCGCUGCUGUCCCCGUCACAAGCACCACUCCCAACAAUGAUGAGCGGACGGAUUCAUGGAAGCUCAAAUUCUGCACAGUCUGUGCAUCCAACAACAAUCGCUCCAUGGAAGCUCACCUUCGCCUUGCCACGGCACCUGCUGCGUUUCCAGUCAUUUCCUUCGGGACGGGCUCACUGGUCCGGCUGCCAGGCCCGUCAAUCACACAACCGAAUGUGUACAGCUUCAACACAACGUCAUACAAUCAGAUGUACGAGGAGCUGGAGGAGAAGGAUGCGCGACUGUAUCGCCAUAACGGGAUUUUGAACAUGCUGGAUCGCAAUCGCAACUUGAAAUGGGGCCCUGAACGAUUUCAAGACUGGGUCCCCGGUCAGCCGCGACUCGAUCACAUCUCCAAAGGCGACAAGGGCGCCCUCGGCACGGAAGGAGGAGUGGUGGAUGUCAUCAUCACUUGCGAGGAGCGUUGCUGGGAUGCCGUGGUGGAUGACCUUAUGAACAAGGGAAACCAAUUGAACCGACCUGUCCAUGUGUUCAACGUGGACAUUAAAGAUAACCACGAGGAAGCGCUUGUUGGUGGCAGAGCCAUUUUGGACUUGGCAAAUCGCUUGAAUGAAUCUGCGAUUCUGCAGAGAAAGAUCCACGGCUCGGCAGGAUGGGAGAAUGGGUCUGGCGCCGCGCGCUUGGGUUUCGAUGAGAGUGUGCCGGAGAUCCUGGCUGAGUGGCAGGAGAAGCAUCCCAAUCUGCCAGCCCUAUGGACUUUGGCCUGGCUGUAG